AAUACCUUCAAGCCAUUUGAAGAAUCUCCACAUUCAAAAGUGCUCAUUCCAGACUUUGCUGUGGUUUUCCCCCUCCGCCCCUGGCCGGACCACGCAGGUAGAGCAGGGGGACUCCAUAGUUGGCCUGGACCAUGAGCUAUGAGUCUACCGUCUGGAACAUCCUACCAGAAAACUCCACUGAGGUGCCGCUCGAGACGGAGGAGCAGCAAGAUGGCUACGUGCUUCUCCUGGUGAUCUUGUCCAUCUUCCUGGUGGGGACGUUGAUCUUCGUCUCCAUCGUCCUCAUCACCUGCCGCCGCUGCUGCCGAGGAGGAGGUCAAUGCUGUGACAGUGGCAGCGAUGAUGGCGAGAAAACCACCGCUACAUACACGGAGGAGUCUCAGCCCACCCAUGAAAUCACUAUCAGGGUGGAUGAGUCCGACUGCCUGUCAAUGGCUAGCUCUCAUGACCAGGAGACAGAGCGCUUCCUUUCUACGGGAACCAUGGGCCGACGUGUUUCCUUCAAUGAGGCGGCGCUAUUUGAUCACGGCAAGAAGGCCCAGGAGAAGGGUCGCAGAUACACUCUGACUGAAGGAGACUUUCACCACCUUAAGAACGCGCGGCUAACGCACCUCCACAUUCCGCCCCCGGCGCUCAAGAUAGUCACCAUCCAUGAGUGCGACUCGGCGGAAAACACCAUCGCUAUGACAACGCGCCCCGUCGCCAAGUCGGCGCUCUCUAUCUUCCAGCCCAUGCUGUGUCCCCUGCCGCAAACUGCACUGACCAGCUUGAGCCCCAAUUCCAGCUCUGCUCUCCCUGGAGACACCCUCAAUUCAACUGUGGUGGACGCCAGUUUUAGUCCUUCUGCUAAGACUAACGGAGGGUCGAUGGAGAUGAUCGCAGGAGGGUCCCGGGGCCGAGGAAGCAGCUUGAGCACGGGAGGAGGGACAGCCCCCGCCACCACCGUCCCUCCUGUGAGCAGCGGUCCAGGAAGCCAAGGCACGGUACAGCAGUUCUUCACAAAACUACGGCGCCACGCAAGUCUGGAGGGCGCCAGUCCCUAUUUCAAAAUUAAGAAAUGGAAGCUGGACAGCAACCAGAGAGCUUCAAGUCUGGACAUGAGAGGCUCACCGAAGCGAAGGCAAUUCCAGCGUCAACGGGCCGCCAGCGAGAGCAUGGACCAGGACGACACACACCACAUUGACCUCAUCCAGUACAUCGCCCGCAGUCAAGACAUCGGCUAUUGUCCCGGCCGGCCCGUGCUCCCCGCUCCGUCCGCACCGCCCCCUUCCCUCGGCAGGGUAGAGGUAGAGGUGAUGGUGGAGCCCAUCUGCAGCCAUACCGGACCAGGGGUGAUUGGCUUGUCCCCUGAUCCCCAAGAUGAAGCUCUUUCCCUGGGGACAAGGGAAAGCUCUGAGCCUCUGGCGCUUCAGGAUCCCCAGACACUUUACCGAGACAUUUGGACCUUACGUGCAUCACUAGAACAAUACGCUGCCUCUGACCAUAGCAGCAAUAACGAUAGGAACUCUGUUUGCAGCGAUGCUGACAGCGUGUGUACAGAAAAAGAAAAGGAAGAGCUCCCCAGCUUUUCAUCCCAGGAUUUAGGAGAUGAGCCAGAAGGUGUCGAGGAUAACAAGGAGUCUUUGGUGUACAUAGAUGAGACGCUGGGGGAAAAGAGUGUAAGAAGUCGGAAACAACAAAGUACCGAAUCGGAGCGAGGCGGGAGCGAUGGUGAAACGUCUACGCGGAAAUUGCUGCAAAUGGACAGUGGCUACACUUCAAUAGAGGCCCCUUCUCGUGGUUCUGAAGAUUUGCGGAUGUUUGGAAGCAGCAGUCCGAAGGAGAGAACGGCCCAUGAGAAGAGGAAUCGUUUCACCAAGGCGGGAAAAUCUGGCACGAUUGGUGAGAGCUUUGAGUCGCACCUCUAUGAAGAGGAGCCAGACGAGCAAUUGCUGGGCGCCAUUGGGGGAGUUUCCACAGAAACCGAUGUUGGUCCACAGAGUUGGUUUCCAUACGGUCAGAUGAUCACCCCACGGGACGCCUCGCACCCUCCAGCUCAACCCGCAAGCCUUCAUCAGAGAGACUACAGCAUCGAUGAAAAAACCGAUGCGCUCUUCCAUGAGUUUCUCCGUCAUGACCCUCAAUUUGACCAGCAGGAGUCGCCGCUGAAGAAACAUCGCUCUCGAAUCCAUCUUCGAAAGCAGUGGCAGCGGCACAAACAGUGGAGCGACCCCGGUGUCAGACACUUCCAUUCCUCUUUCGAGAGACAACGAACUCCACUACGAAGGGGUGACAGUGUUAACUGCCCGAUGGAAACCAGUUACCAUAGCAUGCUCCCCCGCAUUGUCAGCGCACCGGACGAGGAGACCAGCGACGGCAGCACCCCUGAAACUCCAAAGAUAGAAACCACAGCUAGCGACGUUGCAGAGAAAGGUUCCACCGAAGACCAGAUAUCAUCAACGCAUCUUCAACCAUCCGUCCCUGACAAAGACGAAGGGCAGAGUGAACGUCCAGAGACUCAAGACGACAGCAAACCACCCGGACACCCCUUAGAACCUUUCGACGAGCGGUCACCCAUUCAACCACCGGACUCCUCUGGCUACGGCCCACAAACCAUCACGGCAGAACUCACGGACAAACUGACCGCUACUCUAGACGAGAGGCUCUACACGAGCCUUCGAAGGACCAAGGACACUGCGACUGAGUGUUUGACGGUGACGGCUACCCAUGUUUCUCCAGACCACAGUCCAGUGUAGCUCCAUUCGUCUUCACGGUCCAGCCCAUAGCUGCUGAUUCAUGGCUCACUUUUGAUGAUUCACAAUGAAUUUCAAAUCAGAUGAACGAACCAACCAGACGGUACAGUUCAGUUUGGUUUGUUUUGGUAAUGUUUGGUACAAUAAACGUUUAUUUGGACAGAUUAUUCGAAUGUUACCCGUAAUUAAAGAGUCUGGUGCUGCAUGCAUAUGCAAAUGAGGCAAUUGCUAUUCACGGUAGUUUUUUAAUGGAACCAUUUUUUGUCUUCCGUUGUCACACAGACGUUACGAGCAUCUGUGAAGCAAUCAGAUGGCGGUGUGUAGCUCCACCCUGGUACUAUCGAACAAUUCCGAACUUUUUUGUAACAACUUUGAGGGUUGAAAUCUCAAAACAGAGCAUCAUACUAAAUUGAAUCAAACUGUAUCGCUUGGUGGUAAUUUAAAAGUCUUAGUUUUCUCAUUUUCUAGGUCAUUUGUGAAAUUAUUUGAGUCGAAGGUACGGUGAACAUUCUUUUUUUCUGUUCCUGUCUUUUAGAAAGUAAUGUUAUGUUAUGCUAAUCCGCUAUGUGGCAAGUAAAGUGGUACAUGUGUACACUAAACUGUAACAAAAUAAUAUUAUAAAUUAAGUUAUUUUAUAUCUAUUUAUAUGAUUUAUUUUCAUUCAACAGGAGUUUACCUUUAAAAAAUGUGUUUCAUAGACCCAAAUAUAGAAUAUCUUCCGGCAUGGCGUUUCAAGUUAAGCUAGUUGAUCGGAUGACUAGUUUCCCUAAUCAUUAGUUGGGACUCUCACAUUCUUUCACUGGGUUUGUACUUUAUGUAAACUGACACGAGUCACAAGUAUCAGUUGCAUUUGAAAACACUGACAUUUUCCAUGGCUAGCUAGCUAGCUAUCAAACGCACAGAAAAACACUGGAUCUUUUUCAAUACAUGGUGUUCCGAUAGAAUAGUUUAGUUUGUAAACCCUCUCAGAAUCUUCUUCAUUGUUGUUAUUCAUAAGUAGCUAAAUAUAUUUUUGUAUGUGCUUUGCGUGUGAACGUGAUAGACAUGCCAAUCCGGUUUUUUAAACAACACAGGACUGUACUGUAGGGUCUAGUCCUGGUCUUGUGGAAGUUUGCAGUUUUUGUGUUAGCAGAGAGAUAAAAGUCCUCGCUCUCACCACGGAUGUUUGUAGUUUUUGCUGGAUGUCUCUGAAAGGCAUGACUUCUUGUGCAUGCGGCUCAACAGAAAGGACUUCAUUUGCCUUGCAUUUGACAUCUUUGGUUUUCCCGUCGGCGUCUACUCGUCUACUCCUGAGAAAGAUGCCAGCAGAUCAGAAGCCUGCCAACUUACAAUGCACCCAAUAGCCAAUCUUUUUUUUUUUGCUCCUUGAUCGCUUUGUUUGAAUCUAAGCCUGUUUUGAUGAUAGCACACGAUUCCCCGAGGGGUUUCCUGACUCAUGAGCGGAGAAGGGAGCCUCUGCAGAGCGUGGUGUUGAAUAUAAAUUUUAACAGCAGAGGGGAAGCCCUCGUUUUUAGUCUCCAUUUCUUUUUGAGUCUGUUGCAUCGUGGUGCAUUUGCAGUUCAGAUCUGACGGAUUCCCUGAAAGUCAAGAUUCAGCAUGUUGGUACUUAAAUCAUCAUUUUGGUUAUGCUAAUAAAAACGAAUCACGUUCUACUGAAUUGAACGCUCACAUGAACAGAUGAGUGUUAACUGCAAGUGUUUGCUAUGAGGUAGAGUUUUUGAUGAAAAUAUUGUGGGCCAUUGGCUGACGACCAGUUUAGGGUGUAGGGUAAAAUCAAUCCCAAGAUUUGACUGUUUACAAUAUUGGAUAAUAUACUGCAGAGAUUAAAUAAAUCUUACUGAGAGUUGUGUUGUUGUUUGUGAGUGAAUGUAUUUUGAGAAGUGAAAAAUAGCCGUCCUGGCAACUUCCUGUUCGUGACAUGCCAAGACUUCCAUGUAAUCAAAAGCCCUUUAGACAUUUCGAAUGCGCCACUUUGAAAAACUGUUGUCACCAGUAAAAUGGCAGAAUGUAAACGCAACACAAUUAAUCCAUCAUGUGACAUGUACCUUACAAUGUUUUCAGUCAUUCCUGUGUUGCAUCUUUACAUGAAAUCUUUCAUAAACCCAAAGUAAAAAUAAAAUUGUGAUUGUUUUCUUGGA
Molecule: messenger RNA, 4870 nt
Organism: Syngnathus acus (greater pipefish)
Lineage: Eukaryota; Metazoa; Chordata; Actinopteri; Syngnathiformes; Syngnathidae
Gene: cbarpb
Product: CACN subunit beta associated regulatory protein b
Exons: 10
Coding region: 132-2735 (867 amino acids)
Biological process (GO): negative regulation of calcium ion-dependent exocytosis; negative regulation of voltage-gated calcium channel activity
Cellular component (GO): plasma membrane; secretory granule
Molecular function (GO): transmembrane transporter binding
Source: RefSeq, a predicted model, not a curated record